AUGGCCUGGAAUACCAACUGCCAAAGCACCAUCACUGUGCCUGUGGCAACAGUUGAUGUCCAAGCAGUGAAUGAAGACCGGAUCUACAUAAAGCUCUCUCGCUCAUCAUUUGCAAAGUGCCAGGCUCUCUGGAACAAGAGCAGCAGAUCCACCUCAGCUAUAGAGAUAAUUGAAGAACACUGCAAACUCCAGCUCCUGAGGCCUUGUGAAACAAGGUGGAAUUCUCUCUUCUAUGCUGUUGAGAGGAUUGUACGGAUUGUGAAAGAACAAGGAGAAGCAGCCAUUGCAGCGAUCUGCAGCACGCUGAAGAUUCCGAUGUUCAGUCCUGCCGAGAUUGCUUUUCUCACAGAAUAUGCAAAGACCAUGAGCCCAGUUGCAAAAGCAGUUGAUGUUCUUCAGGCUGAGGCAAACGUGCAGAUGGGGUGGCUUGUACCCACCAUCACACUGCUCAAGUCCAAGCUCCAGAACCUUCACACCACCUCCAAGUACUGUGGGCCAUUGGUGGAUGCUCUUCAAGCAGGGCUUGAACGUCGCUUUGGAGAGACGCUUGCUGAUCCAGAGCUGAUUGCUGCUGCCAUUCUUGUCCCCAAGUUCAGGACACGCUGGACUACUGAUGAAGGCAUCAUUAAAUGUGGCCUUGACUACAUCAAAACCCACCUGAAGGAGCAGAGUAGUGCAGCACAGUCAGGUGACUCUCUGUCGUCAGCAGAAGAGGAGGACUUCUUUUUGUCAAUCAAGCAGACAGAUCAACGGGACGGUAACACCAAACAACUAGAUUCCUACCUGGCCAGUCCAACUGAUACCAUGGACAUCCUAAAAACAUUUCCAUCUGUGUGCCACCUGUCUCUUAAGCUCAACACACCACUACCUGCCUCAGCUGCCUGUGAGAGGCUUUUUAGCACAGCAGGAAUGAUUUUUAGACCCAAGAGGGCUAAGCUGCUUUCUGAGAACUUGGAAAACCUGCUUCUCAUGAAGCUCAACAAAAGGUUUUGUUAAAUUUGUUUUGUUUACCAUUAAACUCACAUAGAGGGAUGGAGUGAUGCAGUGCAGAGGUGGAGAGGGGGUUUAGUGCUGUGUAGGUGUAAACAUGAGUAACAUAUGAGGAGCACAAGUGUUGUCUUUAAUGUGAAGGGUUUUUCAUUGAUCUUCACUGAAUGCAUGGUGUGCAACUUUUUCUUUUUUCCAUUUUCAAUUUCUUUGGCAGGAAGAUAUCACAGUGUUUAUUGUACUGGAAAAUAGCUAGAGAAGCUUAUUUUCAUCUGUAGUUCCUGGGUGUGCCACGU
Messenger RNA from Melanotaenia boesemani (Boeseman's rainbowfish), 1283 nucleotides. RefSeq lists its product as uncharacterized. The transcript has 6 exons. The coding region runs from base 1 to 996 and encodes 331 amino acids. NCBI's taxonomy places the organism in Eukaryota, Metazoa, Chordata, Actinopteri, Atheriniformes, Melanotaeniidae. The record is from RefSeq and is a predicted model, not a curated record.